Molecule: messenger RNA, 525 nt
Organism: Ordospora colligata OC4
Lineage: Eukaryota; Fungi; Microsporidia; Ordosporidae
Exons: 1
Coding region: 1-525 (174 amino acids)
Source: RefSeq, a predicted model, not a curated record
AUGGUGCGGGACAAACUGACACAAGAGGAUGAGGAAUGCAUUGACAGGAUUGUGAAUCCGUAUCCGUUUGUAACUGAAGAUACUCUGAAUGACAUUGAUGCAUCUGAGUGUCCAGAAGAAAGGAAUUCUCUUGUAUGUGAACUUUCAGUUGUUCUUUCUAAUGGCGCAGCAGUGCUCAAUCCGCGAAUCCAGGGAAUGUUUCCGCGGUUGAUCGCCUUGCUGAAUGACAAACAGAUAUACAAUUCAAGUGCAAUCAUGCUUUCUGAUGCAUGUAGGCACAUAGAGGAUGUACAGAAUGCAUUCAAAACCCUUGGAAUAUUCAAUCUUCUGGAAUUCAGUGAAAUACACUACAAGUCAACAAUGUCUUUGGUUUACUCAUUAUGCAUAGAAAAUAAUAACAACAGAGAAUAUUUCAUUGAAAACUAUUACGAUGAACAGCGUGACAGAAAUUGUUCACUAAUCCAAAGCAUUAUUACACCUAUACCUGAUGAGUCAAUUGAAUCAACUGAUAUUGAUCUGCUUUAA